AUUUUCCUACUUUUAUUACGCAACAAGUUUUUUGUAAAUUCAACAACGUAAGGACGGCACCAUUACCAUUUCAAAAUUUAGACUUCUCUGUUCUGUUCUGUUGUUGAAUUAUCAAAGUGUAGCCAUUGUUGAAAAUAUUUAACAACUUUCUCCCUCAACAUUCAUCAAAUGCUUAAACUCCUAUUCUCUAACGUCAAGUCAAAAUACCUUCAUAAACCCCUUCUUUAAACUCCACCACCAUCUUUUCACCAAACAUUUCAGAAAGAGACUCACCUUCCUCUCCAAGGACACCAAUUUAAUUCACCACUUUUUCUACUUUGUACCUCACUUUGCUAACUCUCAUCACAAAGUUAGUUUGAAAAGGAAUCCUACCAACACCUCAUUUACCUUGGACUAUCCAACUCAACUCACUUCCAUUUUUGUCCAUUCUCAUACCUCAAACAAAGCAAAAACAGAGUCCUCUGUUACACUCUGUUUUCUUUUUUCCCUCUAUAUAUUCUGCCCCUCUUUCUUUCCGUUAACUAACUUUCCAGGUUCAUGUCUUCCACAAAGAAAAGUCUUCUCAGAACCGUGUUCACAGCAAACGGAAGCUGUGGUUGCAGCAAAUCAAAAUCCUCCGAAGUUCAUGAACCAACCCCAAUACCCAAAACCUCCAACAACACUCACCAAAAACCAAACAACCUCAGCAGCAUGGCCUCUUCCACCACUUCAAUGGAACACGUAGAUGAAGAAGAGUUCACCUCCACCACAGUAUCCGAAUCCGAGACUUUUCAUGAUCCCAACAACAACAACGUUGCACUCAAACGAAGCCCUCUUGUGGACAGUGUGGCCAUCGAGAAGGACUCUUCCAACCCGUAUCAUGAUUUCAGACACUCCAUGCUCCAAAUGAUCUUUGAGAAAGAGAUCGAGUCGGAGGACGAUCUUCAAGAUCUUCUGCAGUGCUUUCUUCACCUGAAUGCACCGUGUCACCACCACGUCAUCGUGAAAGCCUUCGACGCCAUCUGCGAAGAAGCUUUUCCUCGCAAGGUUGGUACCACUCCGGCUGCGUCCGAACCUUCCCCCUCUCGCCGGAGCCCUCUUCGAAAGAGCAAGUGAUCAUGGCCAUACCAGAGUGAGAAAGAUUAAACGUAGAUGACGGAUUAAAAGUUAUUUAAUGAUUACAAAACACGUUUGGAUUCAAAACCAGAACUGUUUCUGAAAGUUACUCUCGUAAACAGAGUUUCCACUUUGUAUCCAAUAGUUGCUUAAGAAAGUUACAUGAUUUGUGAUUUGAUCGCAACCUUUUAUGAUUUGAUUCUUGUCAGUUGUUCAUGCUUAUGCUAUAUUGUUUUUAUCGGUGGUGUCUGUGGAGGUUGUUUGUGGUUGCACGAGCAGUCGUUCAUGGCAAUGGAAGCUUACGCUAGAUAGGGCACACAUGUGUCUAUGCCAUGUGCAGGCAUUGAAUUCACACGUGGGAUGAAGAUGCAUGUAAAGAUGAUGGUUUUAAUUUGGCUCCUUCUUCAUUCUUUAAUAAGUAAUGCACGAAAUUAGUAUGUGGGGUUCAAGUUCGGGACUUGGUUGAUGGGCAUGAAAAGCUGGAGGAGCUUCAGAAUCG
This is a messenger RNA of Vigna umbellata (rice bean), 1594 nucleotides long. RefSeq lists its product as uncharacterized. The record is from RefSeq and is a predicted model, not a curated record. Lineage: Eukaryota; Viridiplantae; Streptophyta; Magnoliopsida; Fabales; Fabaceae. Gene Ontology annotation, biological process: negative regulation of DNA-templated transcription.